AUGAGCCUCUCACUGUUACUCAGCUUGAUGGUCAACACAGGGGGUCCGAGUGGAGCUCACGCUGGUGUUCGUCCGAGGCGCGCCGCGCAAGAGGACCCAGAAGAACAAGUAGGGCAAGAAGCACCACCCCCGCGAGUCAAGGCGGACGAGCAGGAAGACCCGAAGCAGGCGGCCGCCACCGCCCCCGAGUUCCUGCCCGUCGUCAAGCAAUCCAAGGGCGUCAUGGGCGACGACCCUGCCGACCCCGAGGGCGAGGCCGUCCCCGCCGCCGGGCUGGUCUCCGCCAAGCAGUCCAAGGGCCUCAUGGGCGACGACGUGAGCGCCUCCUGCGUGGCACACGACGACACUGGACCACCGCCGACUGCAGUGCCGACUGCAGAGGGCGGAGCUGAGCCAACCCUUGAGGGUGCAGGUGCGCCAACCUCAGAGGGCGUAACUGAACAAACCCAAGAGGGUGGUGCUGUGCCAACCUUCGAGAGCGUAGCCGAACCAACCCCACAAACCGGUGACCCACUGUCCGGGCCUGAAGCUGUCGAACCACCUGUAGACGACUCUGGUGUACCAACCGCCGGAGCCACAAGUGCACCAACAGUGGAGGUGCCUGAAGCUGGGCCGAGCCCCGCAGCCGCCGACGUGGAGCCACCAGCGCUGCUCUCCGCCCGGCAGUCCAAGGGCCUGAUGGGGGACGACGUGAGUGCGUCUUGUGUCGCGCACGACGGCACGGCACCUCCCCCGACUGCUGCAGGUGCACCAACCUCGGACGGAGCCACCGCUCCACCCUUAGACGGCAGUGCACCGCCGUCGGGGCCUGCAGUCGAACCGCCUGCAGACGCUGCAGCGGACGCACCGCCCCCGGAUGCUGCAGAGGAGAGGCUGCUGGACCACGAUGGUGCACCGCCGACGGCAGCUGGACCGUCUCCAGAUGCUGAACAAGAUGAACAACCCCCAGCGGCCACCGAGCAGGCCGUCGCCGAGGUGCUCGCCGCCAGGCAGUCCAAGGGCCUGAUGGGGGACGACGUCAGCGCGUCCUGCGUGGCGCGCGACGCCUCGGGAACACCUGCCGGGGCCGCGGCUGGAGUAGUGGCGAGUGCCCAGCCAGAGUCGGCAGUUGAUUCAAACGCUGCCGCUGAACCACCCAUGGAGGCCGUGGAGCAGCCUCCCGGGGCUGAUCAGCCCCUCGAGGCCGGUGAGGCCGUUGGACCGUCUGAAGCUGCAGGACAGGCCCCCGGCGUGGAAGCUGGGCCAGCCCCGGAGACUGGCGCCUCUGAACAACCCGCGCCCGACGCCGAGCCACCCUCGGACUCCGCGGCCCGGCCGCUCUCCGCCAAGCAGUCCAAGGGCCUGAUGGGUGAUGACGUGAGCGCCUCGUGCGUGGCGCACGACGAGGACGCCGUCGGCGCCCCGUCCUCGACGGCGGCCUCGAAGACGUCCAGCGGUGCGCAGACGGACGGCAAGUACGAGCGGCCUCCGAGCCGCCACAGCAAGUCGUCCUCCAGGAAGACCGCCGACGUUGGCCACGGCGACGACCCCGCCGACGAGCACCGCGAGAAGCCGGCCGACGGGAAGCAGAUAUGUGUGUGGUAUGUGUCUUUGUUUUAUGGCUUUAUUGAGUUGUUGGCAGUGCAGGGAGUUCCAGAGAGCUGCUCGACGAGUCAAGCCCAUCGGUGA
Thrips palmi is the source of this 1668-nucleotide messenger RNA. RefSeq names its product retinitis pigmentosa 1-like 1 protein. The coding region runs from base 1 to 1668 and encodes 555 amino acids. Lineage: Eukaryota; Metazoa; Arthropoda; Insecta; Thysanoptera; Thripidae. The transcript is spliced from 4 exons. The record is from RefSeq and is a predicted model, not a curated record.